AUGCCGGAGCUGCUGGCGGAGCUGCAGGAGGCCGUGGGCUCCCAGCUGGGUGUCACUCAGGCCCAGGCAGGCUCCGGGGAGCUGCGUCUGGUGGGCGGCGGCGGGCGCUGUGCCGGGCGCGUGGAGGUGAAGCACGGCGGUGAGUGGGGCUCCGUGUGCGUCUACGACUACGACGGGGAAGGUCUCUGGUCCGUGGUGGUGUGCCGGCAGCUGGGCUGUGGCCGAGUGGCCAGGGCGUCCCCGUACGCCCCGUUCGGGCAGGGCAGUGGGCGGAUCUGGCUGCAGCCCUUCUACUGCCGAGGCACCGAGGAUACGCUGGAGGAGUGUCUGCACUUCGGAUGGGGACAGCACUUCUGCGGCCACGAGCGGGACGUGGGAGUGACCUGCACAGAUGCCGUGGAGCUGAGGCUGGCGGGCGGCAGCAGUGCCUGUGCUGGGAGGGUGGAGGUGAAGCUGCAGGGACAGUGGGGCUCGGUGGCAGACGAAAUCCGUGACACGAAGGACGCCGAGGUGGUUUGUCAGCAGCUGGGCUGUGGCUCGGCUUCCGGUGCCUACUACGCCCGUGACACCUUCGGUUUAGGGGGCUGGCUCAUCAGCCUGGUCCAGGUGGACUGCAGUGGGAAGGAGGCCACACUCUGGGACUGCAAGAUCCGUGGCUGGGGACCGUAUAACGGCAGCAAUCAUGACUUUGACAUUGCUGUUGUCUGCCAAGGAUUCUCCCGGCUAGUCGGAGGUGAUGGAGCCUGUGCCGGGCGUCUGGAGGUGCGUCAGGGCCGGGCCUGGGUCGGUGUCUGUGAGGAUCAGGUGGACAUGAAGGCGGCCCAGGUGGUGUGCAGGGAGCUGGGCUGCGGUGAGGUGCUCGCCAUCCCUAGCCGUGCUGGAUUUGGGAGAGGAUCAGGAUCAUUCUUGGACAGGGGCUUCCAGUGCAAUGGCAGCGAGCCCCUCCUCAGUGCCUGUGCCCGGCGUCCGGCCCACAGGCAGGGCUGCACCGGCCCUGCCAGCGUCACCUGCUCGUCCUACACGGGCUUCCGGCUGGGCAACAGCAGCUCGGGAUGCUCCGGGCGAGUGGAGGUGGCGGUGCGGGGCACGUGGGGAUCCGUCUGCGCCAGCGAGUGGGACCUGGCCGACGCGCACGUCCUGUGCCGCCAGCUGGGCUGCGGCCGCGCCUUCAGCGUGCCCCCGGGAGGCUCCUUCGGCAGCGGGGAGGGGCCGCUGCGGCCGGACGCCUUCGGCUGCAGCGGGAGCGAGCGGCACCCGGGCGAGUGCCCCGUGGCCGUGCUGGGGAAGCCGCCCUGUGCGCCGGGAAACGCCGCCGCCGUCAACUGCUCAGGCAGUGUCGAGUCCCUGCGGCUGGUGGAAGGUGAGACCCGGUGCGAUGGGUUUCUGGAGAUGGCCGUAAGCACCGGGGCGUGGCACCGUGUACCAGGAGAGGUUUCGCCCGUACGGAAUUUCAGCAAAGUGUGCUGGGAGCUGGGCUGUGGAGGACUGGACAGGACUGAUGCUGUCCAUGGUCAGAUCUACCUGUCGGAUGUCAACACGACGGAGAGGCCCAUGACAGAACGGGUGAUUCCAACCAUCAUGGACACGACCCCCAAUGUGACCACAGGGACAAUUAGCGAUGAUAAAUUUGGGAAUGAAAGGGAGUUUGUUACGACUACAGCAGCUGACAUCCCUCAUGGGAGCUACACUGUGUGCUCAGGUGGGUGUUGCGAGAGGGGCCGGAGGUGGCAGUGCCCCAGGCAGCCACCCCAGCCCAUGCCUUGCGUGGCCACAGGCAGCCGGCAGGUGAGGCUGGUGGGGAGCUCUGGGCGCUGUGCCGGGCGCGUGGAGGUCUAUUCCGGUGGCAGCUGGAGCUCCGUGUGCCAGGAAGGCUGGGACCUGCAGGACGCCGCCGUUGUCUGCCGGCAGCUGGGCUGUGGCAGGGCACUGGAUGCGCCGAGCUUGGCGCACUCAGGUGCCGUCCCGGGGCCGCUGUGGCCGUACAUCCCCGACUGCUCCGGGUCCGAGGAGUCUCUCUGGGAAUGCGGGCGCACGGAACGGCGCCAGUGCGGGCGCGGCGGCGGGGCAGGGGCCGUCUGCUCAGAGCAGCUCCUCGUGCAGCUGGCAGGAGGCCACGGGCGCUGCCGGGGCUACCUGGAGGUGUCCUACAACGGCACCUGGGGCCGCGUGUGCGCCAGCGGCACCAGCAGCGGCACCGCCGCCGCCGUCUGCCGCCAGCUGGGCUGUGGGGACCAGGGCUCGCUCUCACCUGUCCCCUCCCAGCAGCCACCCCUUGCGUGGCUGGCCUGGGUGGGCUGUGAGGACGGGGCCCGCUCGCUCUGGGGGUGCCCCUCGGCCCCCUGGCACCUGCAGAGCUGUGGCACCGACGGGUACGCACAAGUGGAGUGUGAGGAGGACAGUGAUGGCACCUCUGAUGGACACAGCGCCCCAUAUCCAGAGGGUGCCACCAGCACAGGUGUCCCCAGCAGAACGCCCUCAGCAGUGGCCCUGGGGACUGUGCCUGUGCCCACUGUGCUGUGCGUGGUGCUGGGGACGCUGCUGUGCCUGUCCCUGGGUGCCCUGGCCCUGCUGCUGUGCCGUGCCCGUGCCCGACGCCGAGGCCCUGGCAAAGCUGCAGAUGCCACCUCCAAUGCUAUUUACGAGGAGCUGGAUUACAAAGCCAUGCCAGAGUACCAGGAGGUGCCCACUCCCCCAGGUUCCCUGUCGGAGGGAUGGGUGAAGAAGCUGCCGUAUUACACCGGGGACAGCGUGGAGGGGAGUGACACCGAGGCAGCGCCAGAUCCCCCUGCCCAGCCCGAGCAAGGAAGCCCGGAUGGCUACGACGAUGCCCUGGAUGUGCCACAGGAGCCCCCUGCUCCCAGCACGGGGGACAUCUCUGAGGGAGUGGCACGGCAGAAGUGGAUCUGUGUCCUCCCCACAGGUAAGAGGGCUCACAGCUGCCCUGUCCCCUCUGCAGAGCCACUCCAUGGCAGGGUUUGGCUCUGGGGGCGGGCAGGGCCCCAGCAGCAGAUCCAUGGGUGCUGUGGUCAGAUCCCAGGCGGGGUCUGUCAGGGGGGACACGGAGCUGCCUGCCCCCUCAGGCACCUUUCUGUGCUGUCCCCAAGGUGGGAUCUCGUCCCCUCCAAGUUCCCCAGGAGCCACCAAGAACCCCACGGAUCAGCCCCCUGGGCACAUGGACUAUGA
Molecule: messenger RNA, 3183 nt
Organism: Vidua macroura (Pin-tailed whydah)
Lineage: Eukaryota; Metazoa; Chordata; Aves; Passeriformes; Viduidae
Product: antigen WC1.1-like
Exons: 11
Coding region: 1-3183 (1060 amino acids)
Cellular component (GO): membrane
Source: RefSeq, a predicted model, not a curated record